Molecule: messenger RNA, 655 nt
Organism: Dama dama (fallow deer)
Lineage: Eukaryota; Metazoa; Chordata; Mammalia; Artiodactyla; Cervidae
Product: cryptic protein-like
Exons: 5
Coding region: 1-639 (212 amino acids)
Biological process (GO): anatomical structure development
Cellular component (GO): cell surface; extracellular region
Molecular function (GO): signaling receptor binding
Source: RefSeq, a predicted model, not a curated record
AUGAGGACCCAGCAUAAGACAGAGUCCAAUGGGUCCAAGUCUAGUCAACCUGGACUAGACCUUGAUCCUCAGUAUAGGCUCAGUACACAUCAGCAAGGGAAAUAUAAAAUUAGUAGAGAAGAAAGCAGCAGUGGUAAAGCUCAGAAGUUCCAGCAGAAAACACUCAACUGGACCUUGAAUAAUUUAAGGGAGGAGAAUGACAGCACAGAGGGCUGGAAGCCUCAGGGUUCAUUCCCCUACUCCUUGACUUUCCAAGAGCUAAGCGGCAAUGCUGCAGACACAGGUCAUCUCGGUGCACCUCCGCGGCCGAGCUGCUGCCAGAACGGCGGCACCUGCGUGCUGAGCAGCUUCUGCGUGUGCCCCGCUCACUUCACCGGCCGCUACUGUGAGCACGACCAGAGGCGCAGCAAGUGCGGCGCCCUGGUGCACGGAGCCUGGACCUUCCGCGGCUGCCACCUCUGCAGGUGCGUCUUUGCGGCCCUGCACUGCCUCCCGCUGCAGACACCCGGCCGCUGUGACCUGAAAGACUUUCUCACCUCACACUCUAAUGGACCUAGAACCCAGCUCACGUGGAGUGUUCUCCUCCUCCUGUCCUGCUUUCUUCUGAAAUCCAUCCUCAGUGAAGGGGGAGCCUGCUGAUCAGACCACAUUUCAC